GCAGCCAUGGCAGAACCUCAGUCCACGUCUGGCCUCACUGACGAGGCCGGCCUCACUGACGAGGUCGCCCUCAGUUGCUGCUCCGACCCGGACCCUAGCACCAAGGAUUUUCUGUUGCAGCAGACCAUGCUGCGAAUUAAGGAUCCUAAGAAGUCACUGGAUUUUUAUACUAGAGUCCUUGGAAUGACGUUACUUCAAAAAUUAGAUUUUCCUACUAUGAAUUUUUCACUCUAUUUCUUGGCUUAUGAGGAUAAAAAUGACUUCCCUAAAGAUAAAAGAAAAUUAGCAUGGGUAUUCUCCAGAAAAGCAACACUUGAACUGACACACAAUUGGGGUACUGAAAAUGAUGAGACUCAGAGUUACCACAAUGGCAAUUCAGACCCUCGGGGAUUUGGUCACAUUGGAAUUGCUGUUCCUGAUGUAUAUGGAGCUUGUAAAAGAUUUGAAGAACUGGGAGUCAAAUUUGUGAAGAAACCUGAUGAUGGUAAAAUGAAAGGUCUGGCAUUUAUUCAAGAUCCUGAUGGCUACUGGAUUGAAAUUUUGAAUCCAAACAAAUUGACAACUAUUUAGUUCAUGAGAAUGCUCCUUUAAGAUGUCAGUGAAGAUGGAGAAAAGACAGGACACAAUAUGAUUCAAGAUAUUCAGAUACCAGAAGCAUCUAGAACCAAUGGAUCAUUGUUCAAAUUCAAAUUA
This is a messenger RNA of Sciurus carolinensis (gray squirrel), 693 nucleotides long. Its product is annotated as lactoylglutathione lyase-like. The record is from RefSeq and is a predicted model, not a curated record. Gene Ontology annotation, molecular function: lactoylglutathione lyase activity; metal ion binding. Lineage: Eukaryota; Metazoa; Chordata; Mammalia; Rodentia; Sciuridae.